This is a messenger RNA of Melospiza georgiana, 3490 nucleotides long. It is a transcript of the gene EFNA5, whose product is annotated as ephrin A5. Gene Ontology annotation, cellular component: plasma membrane; external side of plasma membrane. NCBI's taxonomy places the organism in Eukaryota, Metazoa, Chordata, Aves, Passeriformes, Passerellidae. Gene Ontology annotation, biological process: axon guidance; ephrin receptor signaling pathway; regulation of cell-cell adhesion. The record is from RefSeq and is a predicted model, not a curated record. Gene Ontology annotation, molecular function: ephrin receptor binding. The coding region runs from base 10 to 699 and encodes 229 amino acids. The transcript has 5 exons.
CCGGGCGCGAUGCCGCACGUGGAGAUGCUGCUGCUGCUGGCGGCCGCGGCGCUGUGGGUGUGCGUGCGCGGGCAGGAGCCCGGCGCCAAGGCGGUGGCCGACCGCUACGCCGUGUACUGGAACAGCUCCAACCCCAGAUUCCAGCGAGGCGACUACCACAUCGAUGUCUGUAUCAACGACUACCUGGAUGUGUUCUGCCCUCACUAUGAAGACUCGGUGCCGGAAGAUAAGACCGAACGCUAUGUUCUGUACAUGGUGAACUUUGAUGGCUACAGCUCCUGUGAUCACACUUCCAAAGGGUUCAAGAGGUGGGAGUGUAAUCGGCCGCAUUCCCCAAAUGGACCAUUGAAAUUCUCGGAAAAGUUCCAGCUCUUCACGCCCUUCUCACUGGGAUUUGAGUUCAGGCCAGGCCGGGAGUAUUUCUACAUCUCUUCUGCAAUCCCAGAUAAUGGAAGGAGAUCCUGCCUAAAGCUUAAGGUGUUUGUGCGACCAGCAAACAGCUGUAUGAAAACUAUAGGUGUUCAUGAUCGUGUUUUCGAUGUUAACGACAAAGUAGAAAAUUCAUUAGAACCAGCAGAUGAUACCGUACAUGAGUCAGCCGAGCCAUCCCGUGGUGAGAACGCGGCACAGACACCGAGGAUACCCAGCCGGCUUUUGGCAACUCUAUUGUUCCUCCUGGCAGUGCUUUUGAUAUUAUAGCACACUGUGCUCCGGCAACCUGUCACAGAAAAUACCAGGGUCUUGGAACAUCAAAGAUCCACCUAACUGCUCAUCCCAGGAAAGGGACUUUAUUGUUUUUGCAGAUGUCAAAUUGUUAUUUUUCCCUUUUCUUCUCCCUUUUAGCCUGAACUCAGCAAAAAUUUGAAGGGGAUAACUAGCUUCAGCACCCACCCCUACCUACCCUGUGACUUUCUUAACCCCUCCAUAUAAAUAAAAGGACUCCAAAUGAAAAUGCCAAACUAUAAUAGUGACACUAGUGAUUCUUAUUUUCUUCUGCAUUCUCCUUUAAGAAGUCACUUCUGUUAGCUCACUAUGUCAUCCGUAUGUGGACGAGAAAGUGUUGUGGCAAAUGCAGUCAGUGAGGGAUAAGGAAAGUGAAUGAAAACCUGGGAGAGUCUUUCUCUGUGAUACAAUAUUUAUGCCUUCUCGUUCAGCACUGUAAGAUGGUCAUGCAAGGCAUUGUGUCACCAUGUCAGGACUGGAGGGGAGAUAUUAAGAAUAGACAUAACACCAUUUCCUCCAGAAGUUUCUAAAUGAACCGGCUUCUGAAAGGGGAAGAUGAUGUUUCUUAUGGGACUCUUGAAACGUCUUUGACAGUAACAUUUUUGCUCACAAGUAGAAAUGCUGUCUUUGGUGAGAGGAAAAAGUUAGUUUUUAGGAAUGUUAACACACAGCAGGCAAGGUCAGAUUUAGGAAACUUCACUGGGGGUGUGAGUGCCUCUGUUAUUUCGUUUUAAGGGGAUAAUGCACACCGGCUUAUUUUAUUUUAAAACAAAUCACCGUGGUGCUAAAAUUUUUUUCUUGAAAUGCAGAGGCACUUUUGAGAAUAAAGUGACCUUCCCCAGCACUGACUCAGUAGCUGAUAGCCUUGGAUGCUGCUCUGGGUGUUAAUACAUGCUAAAAGAGGACAUCGGUUGUCAGAGGAAACAUGUUUGGGACACAGGAUCUCCAGUGUUCUGUUGAUUUGUCUCUCCUGUAAGUUCCUCAAUCAUGGGAAUAAAUCACAUGUAGAAGAAGCCAGGGCUGUCUAAUAGCAUUGUUUGGUGGGGGAAAAGAAAAGAAGUGUGGAAUAUUAAUUCAAUGUUGAUUUUUUAUCUUUUCCCCUUCCGGCACAGUUUGAAGAGUAGAGGAAACGUGUUUAUCAGCUGGAGACAAACUAGAUGGGCUCCCAAAGACUUAACAAAAUAUUUUUUUAAAAAUCCACUAGAAUAGAAAAUACAUUAUUUAGAUAUACUUUAUGCUGAGAGUGAGUAUAUAUGCUUGUCCUAUUUAAACAUGAGAGAAGCAGUAACCCUUGAUGCAAUUGGGAAAUGGGACUGUCUUGUUUGAUGGAAUUAGGAGUGACCCUGUUUAAGGUAUCUGAGCCUUGGCUAACAAAACUUUAAGAAGUAAUUUGCCAGGAAGUGCAAGCCUUGGGGUAUUUUUUGGCUAGGCUGCCAUGAAAUUCGGACUGCUAAACAUAAUCAGUGAAAUUUCAGACCCAGACUGAAACAGAGCUUUUCUGACAAAACUGUGGUAAUUAAGUUAAAGGUGAAACAAAACACGGGGCAUAUUCAAGCAAAACAAGAUUUCUCUAUAUUAAUUAUGAAGAAAAUUUCUGCAGUAAUAAAAUUGACUGAUGCCAUUAGUGGAUACCACUUCAUAGACUUUAUAUUUUUAAAUGAAGAAAAGCCUUCCAGAAGUUGAGGCAGGAGAGGGGAAAAUAAAUUUGGUAUGUAAAGGGAGGUUUUUCGCUUGCUGAGCUAUGACCUGGGCUUGCCUGAUAUCAUACAUGUUCAUGAAUACAGGACCUAUACUUAUAGGAGGAAUGCAGGAAGUUCACUCUAGUGUGAAGUGCAGAGAAUAAAGAUACAGUCCAAACAGUGAGGGAAGUCCUCAUCUCAUUACAGGCUGUACGGUACUUUGCUCUCUUUAAGGUGUAUAUACUUGAUACACAUACACUAAUACUUUCUGUAGGUAGGAAUUAAAAAGCCUUGGAUGAGGUGAGCUUAGUCUGAAUGCACCUUAUCAAAUGGAUUAUUAACCACAGUACAGAUAAUAUUGCAUGAUGUGUAACUAUAUUAAAGUGAUUUGCAGUAAUUGCAGGCAGUCACACAAGUAGUGCAAAUUUGAUGUAGAAAUGGUGACAUUUGUCAUCCUUUGUCUCUGAAUGAUGUUGAAGACGUCCAUUUACCGACAGCAGAGGACUGUCACUAGCGUUACUCCUGGUGAAACUCGCCCCUGCACGUUGUCCCAGAGCCUUGUUGCAUAUGUGAGGGACAACACAAGCGAUGAUCCCCAGGCUGCUCAGCAUUCCAGCCACUGCCAGUUUCAUACUUGAUGGCAUUAGGCAAUCCCAGUCAUACUAAGUACAUAAAUGUUGGUGGGUUUUGUGUUGUGUUGCAAACCUCUGGAUGCUUUAAAUGCAGAUGUUGCUGAAAAUUAAGGAGUCUGUUGCUCCCGUACCCUUCAUCUGCCCCUGCUCAAGUCUGAGGUACUGAUUCUCCCCAGCCUUAGUGGGUUACUUAGACCCAUGACCUGCACUCCUGGCUGCCAAGGACAUUGCAAUGUGAAGCAGGAAAAUAGGGAUCAGUCAGUUUAGUGGAUACUGUGUAUCCUUCAAUAGACAAGGUAACAUUUCGUGUUAGUUUAGAAUAUUGUUUUGUACUGUACUUACCUGGAUGGCGAAGGAAAGACAAGUAAAACUUAAAGCUAUGUUCUUUAAAUUCUGUAUUAUUAGCAACCUCUGUUGUAUAUAGUGUUUGAUAAUAAAGUAUUAAUUUGAUUCUUA